Zychaea mexicana is the source of this 606-nucleotide messenger RNA. RefSeq lists its product as uncharacterized. Lineage: Eukaryota; Fungi; Mucoromycota; Mucoromycetes; Mucorales; Lichtheimiaceae. The transcript has a single exon. Bases 237 to 443 code for a protein of 68 amino acids. The record is from RefSeq and is a predicted model, not a curated record.
GUCAUUGUUAGUGUUACCGUUUUUGUUACCGUGAGUGAUUAAUGGUUAAAUGAAACUGGCAUGUGGUAGCAUGGCUUGUUGCUAGUCCGCUGCUGGAGAACGUGAUGUCUUUACUGAGCUCCAUAAACGAGCGUAGAAGCUCGAACUUAUAGAUAAAGUGUUUUUGAUCAUCGUCGACAGAAGAAGCAGCACGGCUCAACGCAACUGGAUCAAAGCUCUUUCGCUUAGAGACAAUAAUGAUUUUAAAGCAGACUGCUGAUGCUCGGUCAUCAGCUUUUUAUGCUCAGUUGUGUCACAACAUAAUUUGCUUCGCCUUGCAAAUGCAUUUUUCCCCUAACAUUUUCAGAAACAUAAAGAAGAUAAGCCUACGCUCGCUGUACCAGAAUACCACGAACAUCAGGAUAUACGUUACUUCCAACUUGAACCAAAGUCAUCCACUCUAAUUUCAUCUCUUUGCCCUGGUUUCCAUGUAAGAAUAAAAUCUGAUCAAAAUUUAUCUUCAACCAUAAUCGACCCUAUUAGAAUUCUUUUUCAAAUAUCCCUUGCAAAAGAUGCUGACUUAUUUUAAAUAGGAUCGGUAUAUAAGCAUAGAUGUCAUUCACUUAG